UGAUGUUAUUAUAUCAGAAUCAGAGAAAUACAACAAGCAUUUGUGUUACGCGGUUCACAUGUUAAUUUCCGGAAUACAAAUCGAUCAACGGUAAAUAAACGAAAAUGGAUUUUCAUAAAGAUAAAAAUGGCAGCUACAAAAUCGACCAGUAACAUAUCAACAAAAAACGUACCACCGCCAACCUAUCAUGUAAAAUUAAAAUAGAGAGAUAAUGAAUCGGGCAUUGGGCAUCAUCGAUAUAUAAAACAAAAUUUGAUUGUAAAAUAUUAAAAAAAAAGUUAUCAAAAUUGAAAAUCAUUCUUCCGUGCGUAUCAGGAAAAUAUCAUACAAAAACGAACAUUUAUUAAAAUCAACAUAUCUGGAAUCCGUUUCGUCGGUGAAUGAAUAUAUAAUAUACAUUUAAUAAACGGAGUGAAAUUAUUGUUACAUUAUUACAAUCAUUUAUGUUUUUAUCUAAAUGGCCGGCAAAUUAACCACUGAAAAAAUGAUAUUUGUUCAUUGUGUCUAUUUCGCACAUCAUAUCGUAUCGGAAAUGGUCAAAACUUUAUGAAAACGUAAAAAUAAAUAAUUCUCGCGUGAGUAAUUUCUCAAAUGUUUCAAUAACAAUCUCUGUGCCAUAUGAAAAAUUAUAAUAAAUUAUAAAUGAACAAAAAAUUACACGUUGCAAAUUAGGCCAAUAAUGACAUAAUAAAAAUAAUAAAAAAAAAAAAACAUUCGGCUAAUCCACACAUUCCAUUCAUAAUUCUUAUAAAGGAAAACCAAAACAUAAAAACCAAUUUAUUUACCUGUGAUCAUACACGCGACAACUGAAUCGAGAUACAAAUAAUUUUUUUUAAAUUUUAUCUCCACGCGAAAUAAUAGUUAAUGUGAAUCAGAUAGUACGAUUUCACGCGAAAUAACAUUCAACACUUAAAAUUAUUGGAAAAAGCCAUCACCUCAAUAAAAUCGUAACCAUUUCACACAGCAAUGAAUAUCCUAAAGUUCAAAAUGAGCUUUUUAUGGCGUCGUCGAUCUUCCGUUGUCAAAAUAGUUAUAUUAUUAUCGGCCGUUUGGUUUACAGUUGCAUUUCUCAUUUAUUCGGAAGACCAUCGUCCGAGUUCCGGUGGACAAUCGCACAAUUUGCCACAAAGUUUGAAAAGUGAAUUCAAUGAAAUUGAAUUGGACAAUAACAAUGACAUAAAUGGAUUAGAAUCGGUAAUCAAUAACGUCGUUAUCAAUGGAAAUGAAAAGGAACAUGGCAAGAAUGGAUAUCAUAGAGGGGAUGCACAAAGGAAUGGAGCUGUUAUUGAGGACGAUAAAAGUGUGCUGAUACCGCCGGCAGAUAAUUCGCCGGAUGCGCCUGGUGAAAUGGGUCGACCUGUUGUUUUGCCAACAAACAUAACCGGCGAAUUAAAGAAGCAAGUUGAUGAUGGUUGGCAGAAGAAUGCUUUCAAUCAAUAUGCGUCCGAUUUGAUAUCGGUCCAUCGAAGUCUUCCAGAUCCCAGAGAUUCUUGGUGCAAAGAGCCAGAUCGUUACUUAGACAAUCUACCACCGACUGAUGUAAUCAUAUGUUUCCAUAACGAAGCAUGGACAGUUCUAUUGCGAACUGUUCAUUCCGUUUUAGAUCGUUCGCCGGAAGAGCUGAUUGGUCACGUAAUCCUUGUAGAUGAUUUCUCCGAUAUGGUACACACCAAACAACAACUGGAAGACUAUUUUGCAUCGUAUCCAAAAGUUAAAAUAGUCAGAGCAGAGAAACGUGAGGGACUUAUUAGAGCACGUUUGUUGGGGGCGAGACAUGCUACAGCACCUGUUCUAACGUAUCUUGAUUCACAUUGUGAAUGUACGACUGGUUGGCUGGAGCCAUUGUUGGACCGUAUUGCUCGAAAUUCAACAACUGUUGUCUGCCCAGUGAUAGACGUAAUAGACGACACAACCAUGGAGUAUCAUUGGAGGGACUCAGGUGGUGUCAAUGUCGGUGGCUUUGAUUGGAGUUUACAGUUUAAUUGGCACGCUGUACCGGAACGAGAACGAAAGCGACACAAAAGUUCUGCCGAGCCCGUAUACAGUCCCACUAUGGCAGGUGGUCUAUUUUCUAUCGAUCGAAAAUUCUUUGAACGACUUGGCACAUACGAUUCUGGUUUUGAUAUAUGGGGUGGCGAGAAUUUGGAACUAUCGUUUAAAACAUGGAUGUGCGGUGGUACGUUGGAAAUUGUGCCGUGCUCCCAUGUCGGUCAUAUAUUUCGAAAGAGGUCACCAUACAAGUGGCGUUCCGGUGUUAAUGUACUGAAAAGGAAUAGUGUACGUCUGGCUGAAGUGUGGUUAGACGAUUAUGCCAAGUAUUAUUACCAAAGAAUUGGCAAUGAAAAGGGUGAUUUUGGUGAUAUAUCUAGUCGUGUAGAGUUAAGAAAUCGCUUGGAAUGCAAAACUUUUAAGUGGUACUUAGACAAUAUCUAUCCGGAACUUUUUAUCCCUGGAGAAGCAGUGGCGUCAGGCGAGAUAAGAAAUAUGGCCUACGAUGGAAGAACGUGUCUAGAUUCACCAGCCAGAAAGAAGGAUUUACGUAAAGCUGUUGGACUUUACCCUUGUCACAAUCAAGGAGGCAAUCAGUAUUGGAUGUUAAGUAAAACUGGCGAAAUUCGGAGAGAUGAAGCCUGCUUGGACUAUUCCGGUGGUGAUGUGGUUCUAUACCCUUGUCACGGCUCCAAGGGAAACCAGUAUUGGGUGUACAACACUGACACCAAUCAAUUGCGCCAUGGAUCGUCCGAUAAAUGUUUAUCGAUGACAGAGAAUAAGAAGAAAAUUAUCAUGGAAGAAUGUAACAAACAUAAAGAGCCACAGAAAUGGAAACUACAAAAUUAUGAUGCUAGCAAAUUGUAAUUGGAAACCGGGAUGGAAUUCUAGAGCGGUGGAAAUUUUUGUUUUUAUUUUAUUUUCUAAUUUAUACUGAAGAAUGUAGAGUGGGAUGUAAUGAAAUGUAGGCAAAGGAUAUAAUUGUAAACGAUAUUCAGAUAAUAAGACUAUUUAAUCAUAAUAUUUAAUUCGAUCGAUCCUUGGAUAUUGUUUGUAAAUAAUUUUUUUUUAUACAAAUUCAAUACGCAGUGACGCCGAUAUUACUUUCAUCAUUUUACACGAUUUCAGUUCAAUUCAUUCCACAUCCUAUAACGAUGUUACCAUAACGCACUUGCCGUAAUAGAGGCAAUGUUAUGCUAUGGUAAUAAGACCGUUUGAAAUGUACCGAGACCAUUUACAAUGACGAAAGCUCUAUCUUUCACACAGUAUAUAAUUGAUCGUGUGCUAGUGAUGUGGCCGAUUGAACGAACUACCGUCGGUUCAUAUAAUCCUUUAUACUGAAAAUUUGUCGUAUUUUAGCUUAGUGAAUCAACAAAACUAUUUGAAAAAUCAACCAAAUUUUGAGAAUGUAAUACAAUUGAAAAUGGAUGCGCAGGGCCAUACUGGUUAUUCUGAAUGAUCCGUAGAGAUUCCUACUCUGCCCUUUAAAGCUCGAAUUUUUUAAAAAUAUAUAUUUUUACACUUUUCAAUUUAAAAUUACUUUUUGUUGUGAAAUGAAUUCUGAUAAUUCUUUCACCGUGCAUACCGUACACACAUGGUCAGUGCUGUCUUUAGCUUCUUUGGUGCCAGAGGAAAUUGCCCAUUGAUGCACUUUGCAUAUUUUAUUGAAUCGUUCAAUUCUACUACUUCAUUGCAAUUGUCUAAUGAAAUGUCGAAUUUAAUCUAUUUCGUUUUCUAACCAAAAUACAUUUUCAUUGUCUUAGAAUUAUCGCAGUGAAGUUAUAUAGUUCCUCGUACCGAAUACCGUAUAACCAGUAUGAGAACCCAUGUUCCUGUAAAUUACAGAGCACACAAUACUAUCAUGAUAAUCCUGGAUCAAUAGAAACUAUUUGAAAGUAUUAAAUUAUAGGAAUUGCAAUUUAAAUAAAACAAAAUAUUCAACAUCUCAUCAACAAACCCAUAUACUAUAACAUUCAUUCUGUUUAAAGUUUAAGUAAAAUAUAUACAAUCAACGCUCAAUUGUAAAUUAAUUGUAAAUAUUUGAUAAGACAAAUAUUGAUAGGUUAACACAGUUUUACCUACUACUAUAUAUCACUCGAACAUUCCAGUAACACAAAAAGUAAUGCAUUUAAACGCUAUGUGUGUUACGUCGCAACUGUAGAAUAGCGACAAUAGGCGCAUUAAAAAAAUUGCUUCAAAAGUGGAGUGGAAAGAUGUCAGUCUUUGACUUAUAUACAAUUUGACCAAUAUUCCUGAUGCAUCACAUGUCUCUUUCCACUUUUUUUUAUUGAGAUCACUCGAAUUCCAGAUGAUUUCCCUAUGUGAAGACUAUUACCCUUCCAAACAGUGUGUAAGUUUUUGGCAUUAAUUAAUGUUGAGUAUACGGAAGAAAUUAGUUUGUCGAUCUUCCGGCUCUGAGUGAACCAAGCAAACAAAAUAAUCUUACCCUAAACAAACGGCUAGUCAUCUGUUAACGACAAGCGAAAAAAGUAAAUGAUGAGCUCGGGCUAACAUUCGCUUAUAGUGAAACGAAUCAACAAGAUUGUUUGAAAAAAUGAAGAUACAGAUUUUGUAUUAGACGCUAGGCAAUGCCUUAGACAAAAGAAGUAGCAGAUUAGUCGUUUGUAAAAGGAUGAAAUUUGAUCUAGGGCUAAACAGCAGAGCAGAACAUUAUAGUGGAAAUCUAUUCCAUUGCAAACGCUGCUACCAUACUGACUCUCUUAUCCGCUGAUCGACUUAGCAUUAUUGUUUGUUAAAUUCAUCGUAUAUUCGGACUUGGAAUUGUCACCAAAGUCAUUAAAUAAAUUUAUUAAAUCAAAAUCUUUGUGUAAUUAAAUUAUCCUGAAACAAAGAACAAAAAGAAACAAAGAAACCCAUUCAUAUCACGAGACUCAAAUGCAUUUACAAGCAUUUCUUCACUAGACCAACAAAAAACUGAGAUUUUUUUCUCAUUUGUUCGGUAAAUUCUUGAAAAGAAAUUAGAGAAUUGCACAGUUUUAUCAAUCUAACCAACUUACGUGUAACUGGCCAGUUGUUUUAAACAAUUUUAUUGAUUUAUUUUUUACCUUACAAACUGACGUGCAUAUCUAUGAACCCAGAACAUAUUUGAAGAAAAUUCAAACGAUCUCAAUGAAAUUGCAAUCGUUUAAGGAAAAUAAAAAAUUAUUAAAAUAAACAAAAGAAAUCGUUUAAAAAGCGAACUUAUUAUAUCAAUCACUAAUAUAAACAAUUUAAACAAAAAAAUAUUAUAAAGAAAAAUCCAGUCGUUGUUGUUAUAUGUAUAACUUAUUGAUGUAAGACGUGAGACAGGCGGUGAAUAGAUGAGAGAAGAGGAAAUUCUAAAAUGUAUUCACACAAUUUAAAGUAUUCAAAAAAUAAAUUAGGGAAAAUUUUGCUAAACGUAUAAGACAUAGAAUUUAGUUUUAAAAAAAAAACCUAAGUAAGACCAGGUGUGGCAGGAAGACAACUUUUGAAAUCUUCUUGAGCAUAAUCGGCUUUUACACUGAAAAAUACAAUUAUUAUUGGCUGGACCCUAGCGUGCCCAAUGCUCAAAAAUAUGAACUAGACCUGAAAACGAGGCUCAAGACGGUUUCAAAAGAAUAUAUCGUGCUACUGUCAUAUCUGAAUAAAACAUUUCAGGCUGAGGGGGAAGUGACGACGAGAGACGAUGUUACAGGUUCAAAAAAAAACGAGAAUAAAAUUA
This is a messenger RNA of Bradysia coprophila, 5692 nucleotides long. It is a transcript of the gene Pgant9, whose product is annotated as polypeptide N-acetylgalactosaminyltransferase 9. Gene Ontology annotation, molecular function: polypeptide N-acetylgalactosaminyltransferase activity. NCBI's taxonomy places the organism in Eukaryota, Metazoa, Arthropoda, Insecta, Diptera, Sciaridae. Gene Ontology annotation, biological process: protein O-linked glycosylation. Gene Ontology annotation, cellular component: Golgi apparatus. The record is from RefSeq and is a predicted model, not a curated record.